Messenger RNA from Pelodiscus sinensis (Chinese soft-shelled turtle), 356 nucleotides. The record is from RefSeq and is a predicted model, not a curated record. NCBI's taxonomy places the organism in Eukaryota, Metazoa, Chordata, Testudines, Trionychidae.
UGCACGGGGUCCACGUGGAGCACGUGCCGCCUGAGGCCCCGGGGCAGCAGGACUCCUGGGAGUGGGGGGGCUGCAGCCCCGACGUGGACUACGGGGAGAAGUUUGCCAAGGAUUUCCUAGACUCCCGGGAAACUUACAAGGACAUCCACUCCCGCACGAGGCUUCACAACAACCGCGUGGGCCGGCAGGUGGUGCUGGAGAACAUGCGGCAGAAGUGCAAGUGCCACGGCACGUCCGGCAGCUGCCAGCUGAAGACGUGCUGGCAGGUGACGCCUGAGUUCCGCCCGGGGGGGGAUUCGUGGGCACCAGGGAAUUCAGAGCUGCCUCGUGGGAGGCGCUUAGUGCCUGGGCAGUGA